CUCGUGCGGUCGCUCUCGGCUCUCCGUAUUUUAACUCUGGUUGGAAAAUUACGCACAACGGAGCGUGCUGCCGAGAAUUUCUUAUCCGACACACAGCAUCCCGCCUUAUGAAAUUUCUUGUAAAUUGUAAUCGUUAUGCGUGUGGCAGAUAUAUAUCAAGACUGCAGAUAGACGUGGUGUCUAUUACCACGCAAUAAAGUGGAAGGUACUGGAAAAAGCAUUUCCGAAAAAAUGGACGGGCCCGGAUUAGGAUACUCAUAUCACCUCCCAUCCGCCGGUUGGAAUCUCAAAGUCAGAAAUGCACUGUCGCAGUUCAGUGAUCUUUUUAGCGAAUUUAACAAGUAUAUCGCGCCAGCUUAUCACCAUGAUCGCUGCGAGAGAUCCGUGCAGAUGCGCUUAUAUUCGAUGCACAAGAGGGAAUUUGUUAUGGUGUUUGUAGCCUUUUUCGCAUGUUUCGGGUUAGCGGUUUUUAUCGGUCUCGCUGGGCCACCUAUAACAUCAACCAGCGAACAGAAAGCGCAUUUGAACGGCAGCGAGAUGGCCACUGGUCCAUUCAUCAUGAAGACACCUCUGUUGUCUACGUAUAGUCAGCAAUUAUGGGUGAUUGCCAAGCUGUCGACAUCUAAUAACGAUGAUGAGAGAUAUGACAAAGGGUUUCAAGUUAGCGUUUCCAUAGACGGUAUCACUGCUGAUCGCAAGCUCGUAUCUGUACUACCCCCGGAAGCUGGACACAAUCGAACCAGACAUUUGAAAUGUGAAAGGCAAUCCUGCGAGGAAUUGGUCGUCGCCCACCUUGGAUUUCUCGAUUAUACCUACUACAUAAUCACUGUCCGCUUCCAUGGACUUGAGAGCUUCCACCAGCGAUACACGAUACGAGAACUCACAUUCUACUUUAAGAACUACAAUCCAGCGUUCACACAGAUCGAAAUUUGGUUCCGAUUGAUCUUUUUACUGACCACGUUCGGAGUAAUGUGCUGGUUCGGCCAUUCGCUUAGAAAGUACCCCCUGCACGAUUGGUCGAUAGAGCAAAAAUGGAUUUCUAUUCUUCUUCCAUUACUGAUUCUGUACAAUAAUCCAUUGUUUCCCAUGACGUUCUUGGUGAAUUCCUGGGUACCUGGUAUGCUAGAUGCAAUCCUGCAAACGACUUUCCUCUGUGCUAUCCUCAUGUUCUGGCUCUGUGUUUACCAUGGCCUUAGACAGAACGAGAGACGGCUUAUCACGUUUUAUCUGCCCAAACUUUUAGUAGUGGGUAUGUUAUGGGGUGCGGCAUUGACUCUUGCCACGUGGCUCCGUUGCACCGAAUUGGAGGAUCCCACUUAUAAUUAUGUUCUCGAUACAUCGAAUUACUACGGCUUCAAGGUAUUCUUCUUUACGGUGGGUGGUUUUUACAUCGCAUAUCUGCUGCUUCUUAUAUUAAAAGCCUACAGCGAACUGCGAUCUAUGCCAUACUUCGAUUUACGUCUGCGGUUUUUAACAUUGCUCGCCGCGGUAGUCGCCGGCGUUUGCAGUUUGGUGACUGCACGUCAAUUCGGAGCCGGUGUAUUGGAGGACAGCUUUGCUUCUCGUCUCUCCACUUAUUACCGCACGUCCGCGCAGUUCAUGGCUCUUUAUGGUCUUCUCAAUUUUUAUUUGUACACCAUGGCAUACGUUUAUGCUCCUGCACUCCAACAAGUCUACGGGCAACAUUCAUCGAUAACGAAAGAUAGUCCUGCGUUCUCGAUGUUCAAUGAUUCGGAAGAGGAAGUAAUAUACGGAUCGGACGAGGACAGCCGGCGACCGCUGACUCGCACUCCACGAAACGCAGAAGACAGUGACUGAGGGCCUUAAAAAAAAAAGAUCACACAUUCUAAUGCUAAUUGCGAAACAUAGAUUGUUAAAUGAUGAAAAAAAAUUAAUGAAAUAGCUUUUAAUUCGGGUUUCUACUGUACGCAGUUGUUCUGCUGCCAUAUUAAAAGCUGAAAAAAAAAACUAAAAAGUCGUGUAAGUAGUUCGUUGAAGAAUCAAAUGUUAAUUGUAAACGAAGACUUUGUGUCAUGUUUAUGCAGGCUUCAAGGAAGAUGUAUACUGUACAUAAAUUAUGAACAUACAUAUAUUCAUAAUAAUGUAAAUUUAUGUAUCGCGUUGUGUAUAGUAGUAAUAUAAGAAUUGAAAGAGGAAGAUAUGAAUGGAAUGAUGGAAAAAAAAUAGGAAAAAGAACGCAUUUUACAAAUUUUUAAGCUAAUUAUUAAGCUAAAAUUAUUAGCUAAUUUGAAGAACAAUUAUAGGAAAACAUUCCUCUUUUGACUUAUCUAUUUUUUAUGACAAAAUUAAAUAAGAAAAAAUUUUACGAAUAAUUAAGACGAGAUAAAUACGGUGAAUACGGUGAAGUUAUGUUUUGCGAUAUUAAAUUUUAGGCAUUUGUUCAUUUAUUAUUCUAAAAGUAUAAGUAUUGAAAUUUUAUUUAUUUAUUUUGAUGUUAUUAAUAUUUAUACCUUUAUUGUACAUUUUAAAUGUACUUUCUGUGAUGUACUAUAAAAUGUACAUGAGCAUUAAGAGAAAAAUUAUAAACAUUGAUAGGAGCCAAACUAUUGUGUUAAAUACUCGUAAGAUAUUACCAUAAUUUUUAUACGAAAUGUACUUAAUUGUUUGCUAUAUGUAUAAAAUAUAUAUAUAGCAAGUUUAACAUAAAUAAUAGAUAUAGCAUCUUUAUAUAUUACCAAUGAAGUGUUAUUAUUAUUAAGUAAAAAACGUGAGCAUAAAAACAUGGACAUAAAUGCGUGUUUUAUACUUGGAAAUUCGUUACAUUUACAGAUCUAUAAGAAAAAUAAAUUUUUGACAACUCACAAUAUUAAAGUCAUCUAUUUCUCUAACAAUUUGUAAUGAUUUUGUAUCAACUCGCAGAUUUUUCAACUGUGACAAAAAUUUCUCAUGCAAACAGGUAUUUGUAAAAAAAAAUGUUUUGCGUUAAUAACACGUUUUAUCAGUGUUUACAUUCUUAAAUAACACUUGCUAUAUACUUAAUAAAGAAAUCUUGCAAAUCACUAAAA
Molecule: messenger RNA, 3026 nt
Organism: Solenopsis invicta (red fire ant)
Lineage: Eukaryota; Metazoa; Arthropoda; Insecta; Hymenoptera; Formicidae
Product: transmembrane protein 181
Exons: 13
Coding region: 232-1818 (528 amino acids)
Molecular function (GO): toxic substance binding
Source: RefSeq, a predicted model, not a curated record